Messenger RNA from Verticillium alfalfae VaMs.102, 2181 nucleotides. Its product is annotated as ferric reductase transmembrane component 4. The transcript is spliced from 6 exons. NCBI's taxonomy places the organism in Eukaryota, Fungi, Ascomycota, Sordariomycetes, Glomerellales, Plectosphaerellaceae. Bases 1 to 2181 code for a protein of 726 amino acids. Gene Ontology annotation, biological process: iron ion transport; copper ion import; intracellular iron ion homeostasis. Gene Ontology annotation, molecular function: ferric-chelate reductase activity. The record is from RefSeq and is a predicted model, not a curated record. Gene Ontology annotation, cellular component: plasma membrane.
AUGGUCUCACUUCGCUCAGCCCUCGGUCUGGCCGUUUGGCUGACCGCCGCUCAUGCCCAGAGUUCUGGCCGGGCCGGACAUGGCAUGAUUGGUCUUGGCAUCCCCAUGUACGAGCCCGCGUGCGCUCAUGCCUGCCGUGGAGGCAGUCCCCGGGCCGCCAUCGACUGCGGCAACGGCGAGGAACAUGCUGCAGGCCACCACGGAGGUGUAGCUGUGACACCAGAAUGCAUGGCCACCAGCGAGCCGUGGCUGAAGACAGUGGCAUACUGCAUCUACCAGCAUUGCAAGGACAUCGACAACUCGACGCUCGAGCGGUACUGGCAGACUGAGCUGAUCAGCAGGCACGAUGAGCCUCAAGCAAAGUGGUCGUACCAAGAGUCUUUGCACCACGUCCUCGAAGGCGAUGUUCCUACUAAGGUGUUGGAGGAAGACGGCGUUCUCAACAGAACAGUCCUCGUCGAUGAAGAGUCUUAUAUCGCCACGGCGAAUGGAAACACCGGUUUUGGCAACACCGAAAGGUGGCACGUCAACUUCAACCUUAUUGUUCUCCUCACUGGUGCCGGAAUCCCCAUUCUCUGCUCGCUCCUGAGGUUUGUUCCGUUUCCCGAGUCCGUCGUCAGCAAAUUCUACGCCUACAUCAUCGAGCCCCCUGUCCUCGGCUCUAGUCAUAAUGUCCCUGUACUCAAGAACUUGGCCAUUGUUCCCACAAGAGGGCAGGCCCUGUUCCUUGUGUACAUCUCUGUCAUCAACAUUAUCGGGUCCUUCGUCAUGCUCGACCAAAAGUCGCCCAACUCGUGGUGGGGAAGCAAGCAGGAAGAGUUCUUGUCUCUGUAUUCCAACCGCGUGGGCAUGCUAUCAUUUGCAAACCUUCCGCUGCUCAUUCUCUACGCUGGCCGGAACAACAUCCUCCUGUGGAUCACCAAUUGGUCGCACUCAACAUUCCUGCUCCUCCAUCGCUGGGUUGCCUUUAUCUGCAUGCUGGAGGCUGUUCUACACUCGGCUGUGUACCUUGAUGUUCACGUGCGAAUUUACAAGGAUCAUACUGAGAUUGCUUCGGUGGAGUACUGGUACUGGGGUAUCAUCGCGACGCUUGCGUUGGUCCUCAUUAUCCCGUUCUCGGUUCUUCCUCUUCGCCAACGGCUGUAUGAAUUCUUCCACGCCGCUCAUAUUGUUCUUGCCAUCAUAACUAUUGUUGGAUGCUGGUAUCACAUCAUCGAAGCUUGGGUGCUCAUGGCUAUCGGCAUCUGGGUCUUUGACUGGUUCGUGCGUGUUGUCCGCAUCGUGCAGAACGGCGUCAAGACGGCAUAUGUGACCAAGAUUGACGAUGACUAUCUUCGAGUCGAUAUUCCAGGCCUCGAUUCGCACGGCCAUGUUUAUCUGUACUUCCCCACACUCAAUUGGCGCUUGUGGGAAAGCCACCCGUUCUCCGUCAUUGGCAACAGCAACCUCGGCUCCGGAUCUGCCGUAACCAACACUGGUGAAAUCUCUCCUCAGGAUUCUGAAAAGGUCUCGCCAAAUGUUCACGACGGACCCGUGGAUGCUUCGUCUUCAUCAGCCUCGUCUCGGGCCUCGGUGCGCCACGGCCCCGCCGGAACGACACUCUACAUCCGGCUGCAGACGGGCACAACCUCGUCCCUCGCUCAAAAGGCCGGCUCCGCCAUCGGUGUUCCUGUGUUGGUUGAGUCGAGCUAUGGCAGCGAGUCGCUCUACCCCGGUGACGGCCACGCCCAACCAUCUACCGCGUAUCCCAACCUCAUUACCAUCGCCGGUGGCGUCGGCAUCACUGCCGUUCUUCCCGUCUUGAGCAAUGCCCAGUCCCUGAAUGCCCCGCUCGGUACCAAGAAACUCUUCUGGGGCGUCCGCGCCAGCUCAACCGGGCUUGUCACCUCGGUCCAGAGCAUCAUCGCCUCGUCGAGUGUGUCCGCCGAAGAAAAGUUGACGCCUGUCCCUGGUCGCAAUCUGACGAGGUGGGGCGACGUUGACGUCGAGGUUACUGUGGGAGAGAGGUUCAACUUCCGGGCGUUGCUGGAGGCGGAGCUCAGCGGGCAGGCUGCCAAGGUUGGCACGACGGUCAUGGUCUGCGGACCGGCGGGCAUGGCUGACGAAGUGAGGAAUGUCGUCACUGCGUUGGGUCGGCACGGGGCUGUUGUCCGCUAUGUCGAGGAGGCAUUUGCUUGGUGA